This is a messenger RNA of Pelobates fuscus (common spadefoot toad), 518 nucleotides long. RefSeq names its product PHD finger protein 5A (gene PHF5A). The transcript is spliced from 4 exons. Gene Ontology annotation, cellular component: catalytic step 2 spliceosome; U12-type spliceosomal complex; precatalytic spliceosome. The record is from RefSeq and is a predicted model, not a curated record. Lineage: Eukaryota; Metazoa; Chordata; Amphibia; Anura; Pelobatidae. Bases 73 to 405 code for a protein of 110 amino acids. Gene Ontology annotation, biological process: mRNA splicing, via spliceosome.
UUCCGGUUUCAGAACGAGGCUUGGAACUCAGACUCCUUGUGAGUGUGCUGUUGGUUUAAGUGCCGGAGGAACAUGGCGAAACAUCAUCCUGAUUUAAUCUUUUGUAGAAAACAAGCUGGAGUGGCUAUUGGCAGACUCUGUGAAAAAUGUGAUGGUAAAUGUGUCAUCUGUGAUUCCUAUGUGCGUCCAUGCACAUUAGUGCGCAUAUGUGAUGAGUGCAACUAUGGUUCCUACCAGGGCCGCUGUGUCAUAUGUGGCGGGCCAGGGGUCUCUGAUGCUUACUACUGCAAGGAAUGCACAAUUCAGGAGAAGGAUAGGGAUGGAUGUCCCAAAAUUGUAAAUCUGGGUAGCUCUAAGACAGAUCUGUUCUACGAAAGAAAAAAAUAUGGUUUUAAGAAGAGGUAACCUGGACCCUGGCUUGCUGGAAUGGACAAAGAUAGUUUUUGUUUUUUGUUUUUUUUGUUUGUUUAGGAACAUAUUUUGUAAAGUUAUGGAAAUAAAAUUUUCUGUUUUUACAA